UUCGUUUCCUAGUCAUUCCAGUUCCUUCCUUAAAAAUAAACUCCACUUCCACGAGAUGGGUGUAUCUUACCUGGAGUGCACCAAUGGGAAACGUGUCGAGCUACAGGGUGGAGUCAGCAGGUUUCAAAAACUUCACGGUGACCACAGUGUUUGCUAAUGUCACUGGACUUGAACCUGGUACCCAAUACUCACUGCGGGUCACAGCUCUGGGUGCCAACAGUGUUGAAAUUGCUGAAGACAUAGUCACAGGAUAUACAAAUCCUGAAGCGGUUACCAGUUUGACAGUGCGUUCCACUACAACUACGUCCAUAUUCCUCCAGUGGAGUGAGCCCAUUGGAAAUGUAUUUAGAUACAGGAUUGUGACCAUUGGAAAUCAAGGCAAUAACAUGACGGUCAGCUCUUUAUUUGCAAAUGUGACUGGAUUAGUUCCUGGUAAUGGUUAUACACUGCUGGUCAUCUCUCUGGCUGCCAACAGUGUCACAGAAGGGACACCAGUCAGUAUCUUCAAUUAUACAAACCCUGACACCAUCAAACAUUUGACUGUUUAUAACAUCCGUUUAACAUCCAUCAGUCUCCAGUGGGAUCCACCAGAGGGCAGUGCUGCUGCCUACAGAGUAGAGUCAAUAGGACCCAGCCAUUCAAGUAUUACAGUCAGCACCUUAUUCACUGAAAUAAGCGGGCUGGUACCUAACAGUUCCUAUAUAGUGCAGGUUAUUGCUGUGGCUGCAGAUUCUAAAACUGAAGGACAACCUGUAAAAACUUCAGUAAAUACAGGAAUACCAAUAACAACAAGGAUCCAGGCCUCACUUCUUUCCUAUGUUGAAAUUAAUGAAGAAAUGGAAGCAGUAAUUGUUGACAAGCUUAACAUUUUAGUUCAGAAAUACCUGCCAACCAACACCUUUACUCUGAGAUGGAAAGGAAAAAGAAGACAAAUCGUUUGAAUGCCCAUCUAAUUCUCUCCAGCUGGACAGUAAUAUGUAAUUAAUACUUCAACCAAUGGGAGGAAGUACUGUUUGUUUUGUUCUUGUAUGGCAACGUAAUUAGUUUACCUCAAUGGCUAGUUCUGAUGGACCAAAUAUGAACGUUUUCAUUAAUUAUAGAAAGUAGUUUCUGACACCCUGAGCAAUUUCUAGGCCUUUUUAUGUCUAUGAUAUUCGCUUUGUCUUUUUGGUAUAUGACUUAAAGUUUCUGACUGCAAGAGAGGUCUUGAAAUCAGUGUCAAGAUGCCUGUACAAUUAAUAUGCAUAACAUUCUGGGGGUCCUAUCAAAACGUAGGAUGACAGGAUUUUUUAUUUGGCCAAAUCCUACAAAUUAAAUAUAUGUAUUUAAUUGUAUGAACUGCAAAAAGUGAAUAUUAUGUAAAGCUAUUUAUAUUUAGUUAGCUUUUAAACUUUUAAAGAUUAAUAAACGGGACCCUUAAUCUUCAGAUAAUAAAAAUUAAAAUUCCGAUAAUUUUAAUCAAUUAUUAUCAUUGACCAUUUAAUUGCCAUAUCAUUGCCAUUUUUUGUAUCAAUAUGCAUUUGCUUGUUCUAGAUACUGAAGGGGAAAUUUAAAUUCUAAGACAGAGGUUACUAAUAUGUACUAUUUGAGUUAAAUAUAUAGUUGUGUGUGUGUGUGUAUAUAUAUAUAAGAAGGCUCCACAGCCGAAACGUUGUUUUCUUUCUUCUUUUUUUCAGUACAGAAUAAACCUAUUACUUGUUCCUAUAUAAAUAUAUAUGUGUAUCACAUUUGCUUUGCCAGUAAAUACAUUUCCCACAUAACACAUUUUCACAUUAUUAUAUCACAAGGAAAUGAACAAACACAGCACUUUCCAAGUGUAUUCCACCAUUAGAGCAAUACCCAAUCUGCAAAACAUACUGUUCUAUUCAAUGAAGCAACAUGUAAAACAGGAUAAAUUAUCUUCUUAGAAUAUUCAAGGAGAUUUAUUUUUGUGAUACAGAAGAGUACAAAAGACUACUUUUUGAUACCUCUGUUUCGCUAACUGAAGUUCCUGGAGUUUUAUUUUUUCUGCCAAAACUGAACUAAAAUAGAGAGAAAUACUUGCUGAGUAGUCGUUCUCUUGAUUAAAAUUGUUAAAAUAAUUAAAAUCAUGUUGAUUAGUCUCCCUGCUAUUUGUAUGGCUUUCUUUGAAAGUUGAAUAUAUUUUGGUCUAACUGCUGUGGAGAAUUUGGUUUAACCUGCUAAUAGCUGGUGCUGCUAUAAAAUACUGUGAAUGAAAUGCACUGUUGAUAUAUAUGAUUGAUAUUGUAGCGUUGUGCCCCUGGAAGCAGUCCAUCUGGGAGCCUCUGUACCCUGACCCCUUUGCCUUCUGUUUUACAGGCACUUUUCCCUUCUACCUGCCUCUAUAAAAAGGGGCCCCUUUCCCCUACUCUCUCUUUCAUACAAACCCAUAAGCUGAGCUCCAAGCUUUGCCUCCUGCCUGCCUCUCCUUCCUAAGUGACUUGCACGCCCAUGUACCAGAAAAGGGCAAUCUCUUCUGCCUCUCUUGACAUACCACCGCCUGUGCAACCGGGCAAGGGGAAACAGGGGGGAAUCGCUGCAGUCUCUACAAAUCUAGGGUAUGUACCAGAUGAUACA
Molecule: messenger RNA, 2577 nt
Organism: Lepisosteus oculatus (spotted gar)
Lineage: Eukaryota; Metazoa; Chordata; Actinopteri; Semionotiformes; Lepisosteidae
Source: RefSeq, a predicted model, not a curated record